This is a messenger RNA of Solanum pennellii, 1116 nucleotides long. RefSeq names its product arabinogalactan protein 1. NCBI's taxonomy places the organism in Eukaryota, Viridiplantae, Streptophyta, Magnoliopsida, Solanales, Solanaceae. The transcript is spliced from 3 exons. The record is from RefSeq and is a predicted model, not a curated record. Bases 214 to 891 code for a protein of 225 amino acids.
UUUGGAGUAAAACGCUAUCUCAACAAACUAACCUCCGCUUUUUCACUAGUUUACGCAACUAACAAAAUCAAACUCCCCGUCCUUCGUCAAUAUCAUUCACGUUCUCUACACUCGUCUCUCCAGCUACUCGCUUUUUUUUUCUCUCUCUUCAAGUAAUUAAUUUUUGAAGAAAAAAAAUAGAGGGAAAAAAGAGUACGUACGAUUUUAUUGGCAAUGUCGACGGCGAGGCUUCACGUGGUUUGUUUCGUGAUUUUCUUUGUGAUUUUGUCUAUACAGCAAUGUAUUUGUGCAGAUUCGCCGGAAAAUUCUCCAAGUCCGGCGCCGGUAGCAGGUGGAGAUUUACGUUCUCUACCGCCGAUCGCUGCAGCUCCUAAAACGCCGUCACCUUUGGCUAGUGUGAGUUCUCCUCCGGCGUCUCCGCCGACGUAUCGGUCUUCUAAUUCUGUUCCAGCGCCGUCACCUGUAAACGGAGAUGAUGCUACUCCGUCUCCUGUAACAGAGCCUUCAUCUCCUUCUCCGGCUCCGACUGAUGUAGUUGCGAGUGAUAUAAGCCACGAGAGUACUACGACGGAGGUGGCAUCCAUGGACGGUGGAAUGAACGGAGGAAAGAAGGCAGGAUUAGCAUUUGGAGUAAUCGCAGCAGUGUGUGUUGUAGGUCUCGGAGCAUUGGUUUACAACAAGCGCCGGCAGAAUAUCCGACGAGCACAAUUCGGCAUUCGAGAGUUCCUAGGAAUGAACGGAGGAAAGGAUGCAGAAGCAGCAUUUGAUGUAGCAUUUGGAGUACUCGUAGCAGCGUGUGUUGUAUGUUUCGGAGCAGUGGUUUGCAACAAGUCCCGGCAGAAUAUCCGGCCAGCACAGUUCGGGUACGCUGCGCGGAGAAAUUUUCUAUAAUUUGCAUGCUUCAUAUAAAUCUAUAUAGUUCAUGAAUAUAUUUGUAGCAUUCUAGAGUUCCAUUAUAUUUGUUUGAUUCUUUAAUCUUUGAAUAAAAAUGGAGUACGUACUCCUAUUAUUUUGAUUAGGAUCAUAUUCUAUGGUUAUAAUUCGAUCGCCCUGUAUGCCUUGUGGUAAAGAUUCCUCUUAACAUUGUGAUCUUCACCAUAACGUUCCUUGUCUCUA